UGACGAUGGAGUUGGGGGCGGCGUGUGUGUGUGUGUGCGUGAAGCCAGACCGGAAGAUCACGUGAGAGGGGGGGGAGAAACCGCCGCUCUCUCGAAGUGCGCGUGCGCAGAGCCGCCAACCCGCCCGGAGGAGGAGGAGAGAAAGCCGCCGCCGAAGAUGCCGAAGUACUACUGCGAUUACUGCGACACUUACCUCACGCACGACUCCCCGUCCGUCCGCAAGACGCACUGCGAGGGCCGCAAGCACAAGGAGAACGUGAAGGACUACUACCAGAAGUGGAUGGAGGAGCAGGCCCAGAGCCUGAUCGACAAGACCACGGCGGCCUUCCGCCAGGGCAAGAUCCCGCCCACCGCGCCGUUCCCGGCCCCCUCCGGCCCCCCGCCCGCCGGGGCCGUCAUCCCGCCGCCCCCGGGCAACCUGCCGCCGCCCCGCCCGGCUAUCCUGCCCGGCCCGCCCAUGGGAGGGCCGCCCAUGAUGCCCAUGAUGGGCCCCGCGCCCCCCGGCAUGAUGCUGGUGGGGCACGGCAUGCGGCCGCCCGUCGGUGGCCCGAUGCCGAUGAUGCCCGGCCCCAUGAUGGGGCCCCACAGGCAGAUGGUGGUGCCGACCAGACCCGGCCUGGGGCGGCCUGUCAGAUAGGAGGAGGAGGAGGGGGUCAACUCCACGCCAUCUCAACAGCAAAGGAAACUUUUAAACUGCUCUACAAAACAGCGCGUAUCGUUUUACACAUCGUUACAUUCCCCUUCUUCCCCCCUCACCCCCACCACCCCACC
Molecule: messenger RNA, 771 nt
Organism: Callorhinchus milii (elephant shark)
Lineage: Eukaryota; Metazoa; Chordata; Chondrichthyes; Chimaeriformes; Callorhinchidae
Gene: snrpc
Product: small nuclear ribonucleoprotein polypeptide C
Exons: 1
Coding region: 158-637 (159 amino acids)
Biological process (GO): mRNA splicing, via spliceosome; spliceosomal snRNP assembly; mRNA 5'-splice site recognition
Cellular component (GO): nucleus; U1 snRNP
Molecular function (GO): pre-mRNA 5'-splice site binding; zinc ion binding
Source: RefSeq, a predicted model, not a curated record